GUGAAUAGCGUGCAUGGAUAACACUCCACCAUCGAAUGUAUGAAUAAAAUCAAACAAUAUGUAAUAAUAAAAUUCAAUUUACACUUUGACUACUCACGUUGGUUGAAGGAAGGCGUUGCUGAAGCGAAUUAGUGAGGAAAGGGAAAAUGGCGGACCUCGAAGACGUUACACUGGACGGGAGGCCGCUACAAUCUCUACGGGUGGCGGAUUUGAAAGCUGCUUUGGAGGAGCGGGGGCUUCCUAAAAGCGGACAGAAAAAUGCUCUCAUUAAGAGGCUCAAAGGGGCUCUCAUGCUGGAGAACCUCCAGAGAACCUCACACCAUCACAUAGGACUGCAGCCAAACUCCCAGAUUGGUGAAGAGAUGAGCCAGAAUAGCUUCAUUAAGCAGUAUCUGGCAAAACAGCAGGAGCUCUUGAGGCAGCGUCUUGAGAAAGAGGCCCGGGAAGCAGUCGAAGAUGAUGAUACAGACCAAGAGGACCACACACAGGGCAAUAACAGCUCUGCCUGUGCUGCCCCAGACCAGGAUGACGUACCCGUGUUGGUUGACCAGCACAAGCCACUUGGCCCCUCCGAGGGAGAGGGACUAGCAGGCCCCGCAAGCGAGGGAGAGGGACACAGGGCCAAAGACGGCCAUGUGUCUGGUCCACCUGCCUCUACCUCGCCUACCUCUGCCCCUGCUGCCGUUGCCUCUCUGUCUGUGUGUGUAGCUGAUGGUGAGCAGCGACCGGAGAGAGUCCCAACCUCUAGCCAAGUCCCAGCAGAUAGCGAUGAUGACAGCGACGGAGGUGACGAGGAUGGCGAGGAUGAGGACUGGGAUAGCGGUGCCAGGAGGAGGAAUCUAGGAGAGCCACCAAGAGGCCAGCUAGCAAGAGAGAGGUCUGAAGGAUCCCGCCACCCCCCACAGCACAUCCCCCCCCUGUUGUCUCCGCAGCUUCGACAGCCUACCCCUCCUCCCUCCCCUCCCCCAGAGUUAUCAUUCCCACUGCCUGAUACCCCUAAACAAAGCCCCCCUAGUCCAGGUGAGCUCCCGGCUAGGCAGCGUACUUCCAGUACCUCCAGCUCUGGCUCCUCUAGCAGUGGCAGUCGUAGUAGCAGUCCAGAACCACAAAGCAACGCAGAGCGCAAGCCUGGCCCACUGACCCUACUGGCACGCAAGAUGGCAUCAGAAGGCGCUUUCUCUGGAGUUGGGUGGCAUGGACGUGGGGAGGCAGAAAGGCAGGACAACAAUGCUGCAACUGCAACAAUAUUUCCUGGUAGAGGUCCUCAAGAGGGCACAGUGUCUGCCAUCACCCACACAGCCAAUGCUGCAGCCAGUUUGCCCUUCCCCAGUCUGGUUCCAGUUACCAACCAGGGUGUCCUUGGAGGCCAUCUAUCCCACAGUCAAGUUCCUGUGAGUGUGCUUAGGCCCACUAUAAUGGAAGAGAGAGAUUCUGCAUGGCAACAAGAAAACAAGGAAAGGGAGCUGCAGGCAGAGAGUGAAAGAGAAAAGGCCCUUGAGCAAGAGAGACUUAGAGCCGUGGAGCUGGAAAGACAGAGAAUAUUUGAGCAACAGCGUGCCAUGGAGCAAGAGAGGGAAAGAGCUUUGGAGCGAGAGAGAGAGGAGAGGGAGAAAGCCUUGGACGCAGAAAGGAAGGAGAGGGAAAGGGCUUUGGAGCGAGAGAGGGAGAAAGCCUUGGAGGCAGAAAGGAAGGAGAGGGAAAGAGCUUUGGAACGAGAGAGGGCGCAAGCUCUUGAACAAGAGCGGGAGGAAAGAGAGAAAGCUUUGGCAGAAGAGAGAGAGAAGUCUCUAGCAAGAGAGAGGGCCCUUGAGCUUGAGAAAGAGAAGGCUGUGGAGUUAGAAAGGCAGAGAGCCAUGGAACAAGAGCAAGCUUUGCAGCAAGAGAGAGAGGAGAGGGAAAGAGCAAUAGAAAGAGCUAAAGCUUUUGAGCGGGAGGAAAGGGAAAGGGCUCUUGAGCGGGAGCAAGCUCUUGAACAAGAAAGGGUGGAGACAGCGAGAGCUUUGGAGCGAGAAAGGGUGGAGAGGGAGAAAGCCUUGGAGCGAGAGAGACAGGAAAGAGAGAGAGCCUUGGAGCGAGAACAGUUGGAGAGGGAGAAAGUGUUGGAGAUGGAGCGUAUAGAGAGGGAAAAGGCUUUGGAGCAAGAGCGAGUUGAGAAGGAGAAAGCUUUGGAGCUAGUGAGGCAGAAAGCUUUGAAGCGGGAACAGGAGGAGAGGGAAAAGGCGUUGGAGCUAGAGAGGCAGAAAGCGUUGGAGCUAGAGAAGCAGAAAGCGUUGGAGCUAGAGAGGCAGAAAGCGUUGGAGCUAGAGAGGCAGAAAGCGUUGGAGCUAGAGAGGCAGAAAGCGUUGGAGCUAGAGAGGCAGAAAGCGUUGGAGCUAGAGAGGCAGAAAGCGUUGGAGCUAGAGAGGCAGAAAGCGUUGGAGCUAGAGAGGCAGAAAGCGUUGGAGCUAGAGAGGCAGAAAGCGUUGGAGCUAGAGAGGCAGAAAGCGUUGGCGCUAGAGAGGCAGAAAGCGUUGGAGCUAGAGAGGCAGAAAGCGUUGGAGCUAGAGAGGCAGAAAGCGUUGGAGCUAGAGAGGCAGAAAGCGUUGGAGCUAGAGAGGCAGAAAGCGUUGGAGCUAGAGAGGCAGAAAGCGUUGGAGCUAGAGAGGCAGAAAGCGCUGGAGCUCGAGAGGCAGAAAGCGCUGGAGCUCGAGAGGCAGAAAGCGUUGGAGCUCGAGAGGCAGAAAGCGCUGGAGCUCGAGAGGCAGAAAGCGCUGGAGCUCGAGAGGCAGAAAGCGCUGGAGCUCGAGAGGCAGAAAGCGCUGGAGCUCGAGAGGCAGAAAGCGCUGGAGCUCGAGAGGCAGAAAGCGCUGGAGCUCGAGAGGCAGAAAGCGCUGGAGCUCGAGAGGCAGAAAGCGCUGGAGCUCGAGAGGCAGAAUGCGCUGGAGCUCGAGAGGCAGAAUGCGCUGGAGCUCGAGAGGCAGAAUGCGCUGGAGCUCGAGAGGCAGAAUGCGCUGGAGCUCGAGAGGCAGAAAGCGCUGGAGCUCGAGAGGCAGAAUGCGCUGGAGCUCGAGAGGCAGAAUGCGCUGGAGCUCGAGAGGCAGAAAGCGCUGGAGCUCGAGAGGCAGAAAGCGCUGGAGCUCGAGAGGCAGAAAGCGCUGGAGCUCGAGAGGCAGAAAGCGCUGGAGCUCGAGAGGCAGAAAGCGCUGGAGCUCGAGAGGCAGAAAGCGCUGGAGCUCGAGAGGCAGAAAGCGCUGGAGCGGGAACAGGAGAGGCAGAAAGCGCUGGAGCAAGAGCGAGUUGAGAAAGCUUUGGAGCUAGAGAGGCGGAAAGCUUUGGAGCGGGAACUGGAGGAGAGGGAGAAAGAUAGGGAGGAGAAGGCAAGGGCUUUGCAGCAAGAAAUAAUUGAAAGGGAGAAAGCCCUUGAGAAAGAAAGAGCCAUGGAGAAAGAAAGAGUGGAGAGGGAAAAAGCUUUGGAACGUGAGAGAGAGAAGGAGAGGGCUUUAGAACAGAGAGAAAAAGAGGAGAGGGAGAGUGUUUUGGAACAAGAUAAGGAAAGGGCUAAGGUGGCUGAGAGGGAGAGUCAUCUUCCUCCAUGGAAACGUGGUCGUGAGAUUGGUCUUACCCCCCUGCCCACUCCUCCCCUCUCCACAGGAGCAGGUAGAAUGGCGGCAACAGAGGAGGGUGGGGAGCCCCACGUGCCAUCCCUACCCCAAACAGCAUCGAGAGACAACCAGCCAGCUGAAUCUGGUACGCCCCUGUCACCAACUAUAGCAACGCCUCUGUCACCCCAGUCCUCCUUCAAGAAGUUCCGUUUCUUGAGAGACCCCCCAGUUCUGUCCCCAUCUUGCUCUGCAUCCCUGGUCAUCAAGAGGUCCCGUACGUUCUCUGACAGCCCCCAUCCUCAGGCCUCAGCUCUCCAGUCCCCAAGAAAACCUGGGGAACAAGAGCAGGAAAGUACUCUGCAGGGGCCCAAGCUUUCUGCUGGACAGGCAGCAUCACAGAUACCUGCAAGACAGGGGUUCCUUGUUUCCGGACCAACUGCAGCAGACACGUCUGACACGACAGGGCCAGAGAUCCCAGUGAUUGCCACACUAGGCAAGAGUGCUGAAAAAGAAAAGGCUAAGGAGCUUGCGUCAGAGGAGCAUGUCCUAGCAGAUAAGGAGACAGACAAACAGAAAGUGGGAGAGCUGGCCAGAGGUGCUAAAGGGGUGGAUGCAGGAAACGUCCCCUCGGGUCCAGCAGAAUCUGUGAUGCCUCCCUCACCCCCACCGGAAGUGGGCAAUGUAGACCGGGGAAGGGAGAGAAGUCAAAAGAAACAAGAGAAGCGGGGAAGACGAGCUUCCUCAUCUAGUGACUCCUCAGAUUCUGACUCUGGGUCAUCCUCCUCACAUUCGUCUGGUUCAUCUUCGUCCUCCCAGGGCAAAACCCGCACCACUCCCAGUGGUAGAAAGCCUGAGAAACCUCAGACAAAAACCAUAUCCCAGGAUAAGGAGACAGUUAGUCAACUUGAGGAGUCAAAUGAGUCCCCAAAAGCCCCCCAGCGCAAAAAUCGAGGAUCUGGGGAGAAGGAAGAGAAGGACAUGACCAUCGAUGGAGCCAGACACGGCAAGAAACCUUUCGUUGGAAUACCUGCUGGGCAAGACAAGGAGCAGAAGAAGGACAGCGAGGGAGAGGAGGAAAUGACAGACACUACAAGGGAGGUGAAGGAGGCUGCCAUGGCUGAGCCUGAGCGGGCUCCUGAGAGCAGUGAGGAGAGUCUGACACCAAAGGCAUUCACAGCCCGUAGGAUCUCUCUUAGCAGCAGCAAGGCCUCUCCAGGUGUCGUCAGUGCAGAGGGCGAGGCAGAGUCUGGGGCCGGGCCCGGGAGGAAGAGGAGGUGGGGUUCCAGCACUGCAGUCACAGCCAAGAAACCAUCCAUCAGCAUCACCACAGACUCUCUGAAGUCUCUGAUCCCAGACAUCAGGCUGAGUCCAGGACAGGAGGCGGUGGUGGAUCUGCACCCAGAGGAAACUCACCUCUCUGGGGGAGAGGAGGACAGGGAGCAGGGCGAGCAAGACUUCAAGAUCAGACGCACUGUCACACAGGUGGUCCUGUCCGAGACCCAGGAGAAUGGACCGAAGGAGUCCAAGAGGAGUGAAAACAUGGAGGACAGAGAGGAUGGAGUGGAGGUUAAAAGCGACAGAGAGGAGAAGAUGGACGACUCAUUCCAGAGAGACUCCAUGGAGACACGAUCCCCCUCUCCCCCCAUCCAUGACAUGGAGAUGAACACAGUGACCCCAAGUGACACCCUGAUCCGUCGCUCCAUCAGCCAGCAGAAGUCUGGCGUGUCCAUCACCAUAGACGACCCUGUCCGCACGGCCAAGCAGCCCUCUCCUCCACGAGGCAAAGUGUCCAACAUCGUCCACCUGUCCAACCUGGUUCGGCCGUUCACCCUGGGUCAGCUGAAGGAGCUGCUCAGCAGGACUGGCACUGUGCUGGAGGAUGGCUUCUGGAUCGACAAGAUCAAAUCUCACUGCUACGUCACCUACUCCAGUGCAGAGGAGGCAGUGGCCACUCGUGCAGCACUACAUGGGGUGAAAUGGCCUCAGAGCAACCCCAAGUUCCUCAGUGUGGACUUCAGUCAGCAAGAGGAGCUUGAUUUCCACAGAGGCUUGCCACCCCCUGGGGGGGCUGGAGAGGAGGAGCGGGGGGCUUCGUCGGUGCCUGGCCGAGGUCGGGGGGCGGCCCUGCCCCCUCUCCUGCCCGAGCGUGACCAGUGGGCGGAGCGAGAGCGUGAGAUGGAGCGCAGGGAGAGGACCCGGGCAGAGAGGGAGUGGGACAGGGACAAGGUACGGGACUUUGGUCCCGGAAAACCUGGAGAGGAGGCGGGCCCCAGACGAUCGCGCUCCAGAGAGAGGAAGCGCAAGGAGAAGGGCAAGAGCAAGGAGAGGAAGACAAACAAGAAAGAGAAAGCUGCAGAGGAAGCCCCUGCCAAACUGCUGGAUGACCUGUUCAAUAAAACCAAAGCAGCCCCUUGUAUAUACUGGCUCCCCCUCACAGAAGAGCAGUUUACACAGAGGGAAGUAGCUCGACAAGAGAGGAGGAAGGAGCGAGAGAAGAGGAGGAAGGAGCAGCAAGAGGAGGAGGAGAAGAAAAGGGAGGAAGAGCGCAAAGAGAGGAUAAAAGCAGGGAGUAGCGCAUCUGGCGAAAGAGGCGAGGGGGACAGGGACAGAGAGCGAGACAGGGAGAGGGGCAAAGACAGGGACCGAGACAGAGAGGGUGACAAACGCAGAGAAAGCAGCCACCGCAGACCAGGGGGCAACAGUGCAGGGGUGGGCAGACGCUCUCGCAGCCGCAGUGAUCCUCCACCUCGUGACAGACGACGCUAGAGGGAAUUGGUGUGGCUGGAACUGUCUUAAAAUAACCCCCCAUUCCCCAUCACUACAUGUACUUUGUUAGAACUAAGACCCUACAGAGGACCAACACACUGACACACAUACAAACAUAUAUAUAUACACACACACACACACACACACACACACACAGGGACCAUGGUUUGAGCAUUGUUUCCCCCAGACUGCAGUCUGUCUUGCUUCAGUCUGAAAGUUUAGAUUUUAUAUGUGUUCAUUUUGCCUAAGUAUAUUCUUAUUUGUUUUUAAAAUAUUCUUGGCAGAUUGGCAACCAACCCUUUUCCCCUUAUUUCCCCCCCAUGCAUAUCUGAAGAGUAAGUGCUCUAUGUAGAGUUCUAUGCAUACACACACAGCGGUUUUUCUCCUUCCCCUGUGUUGUGUAUUCCACAACUGGUUUCUGUGGGGUGCUUUGUCAUGGCUGCGUGCUGUACCAGUCAGUCUGCCGUCCUCCACCUUGAUUCCUGUGGAGGACUGAUGGUGUUGCGCAAAGUUCUGUCUUUGUUUAGUUUGAAAGAUGAGAGACUAUAUUCUCUGCAAGAGAUUAGAAUCUUCUAUACGCUUCUUUCUGUCCAUCCUUUGCCUCUCCCCCCCCCCCCCCCGGUCAACGCAGGCUGGAAAAGGGGUGCAUAUUAAAACUCCACACAAGCGGAUUUAAUAUUGUUUUUAAUCAUUAUUAAAGAUUACUUUAUUGUUUUUUUGGUUUGUUUUUUUGGUUUACCCCUGUAAGUGGUGAAUGUACAAAUAAAUAAAAAAAGAAGUUUGAAAAAUC
Molecule: messenger RNA, 7137 nt
Organism: Salmo salar (Atlantic salmon)
Lineage: Eukaryota; Metazoa; Chordata; Actinopteri; Salmoniformes; Salmonidae
Product: apoptotic chromatin condensation inducer 1a
Biological process (GO): RNA splicing
Cellular component (GO): ASAP complex; precatalytic spliceosome
Molecular function (GO): RNA binding
Source: RefSeq, a predicted model, not a curated record